Perca flavescens (yellow perch) is the source of this 982-nucleotide messenger RNA. RefSeq names its product protein phosphatase 1 regulatory subunit 37. The record is from RefSeq and is a predicted model, not a curated record. NCBI's taxonomy places the organism in Eukaryota, Metazoa, Chordata, Actinopteri, Perciformes, Percidae. Bases 8 to 982 code for a protein of 324 amino acids. Gene Ontology annotation, molecular function: protein binding. The transcript has 8 exons.
CGUGCCCAUGGUUGACUACCCGUCCCAGGCUCUAUCUAAAGCUCUGCUGACGAGCCGGCUCACUGUGCUGCACCUUCACAAUGCCCAGCUCAGCGGCAUGCCUCUAUACACACUGGUUGGUGCACUGAAGUCAAACAAGAAUUUGCAAGAGCUCCACCUUACCAACAACCUGCUAAACAGCUACCAGGACGCCCUGCAUCUAGGAGACCUAAUCCGCUACAACACCACUUUACAGACACUGGAGCUCAGCAGCAAUGCUGUAGCAGAUGCUGGUUUGGAGGAGCUGUGUGAUGGGCUGCGGUGGCAGACGGCAGGUGUAAGGGUCUUACUGCUGAGGAACAACCAGAUCACUGCAUGUGGCAUGGUCCAUCUGGCCAAGGCUCUGCCCGAGCUGAAGGUCCUGCAGGUCCUGGAUUUGGGUGAGAACCUCCUGGGAGACGAGGGGAUCCAGGUGAUCAGGGAGCCUCUGAUGAUGAACUGCUCGGUGCUGCAGCUCGGCCUGGCCCAGGCCAACAUCACAUGUGAAGGUGCUGUGGCGUUGGCGGAGUUCCUUGCAGAGAGUCGUCAGAUUCAGGGGCUGGACCUCCGUCAGAACGAGGUGAAGGUUGGAGGCCUGAUGGCCUUGUGUUUGGCCCUGAGGAUCAACCGUUCUCUCGCUAGCCUGGAUUUGGACCACAUACCCCCGCAGGAGCAGGCAAGAUGGGGAGGGAGUGCUGGAAAAAUAUCAGGAGAAAAUCAUGCAUUUGCUGGAGACCAUUUCCCCCAACAGACAAAUGAAAGCUUUCGAAAUGGAAGUGGAUUUACUGCCCAGAGCAUGUUUCAUUCUCAGGAUGAAUUUCUGAUGGAGACUCGGACGAGGCUUCAGUCAGAGAUCACCCAGCGCUGUGUGGCCAACGCCAGCCGCUCCCGCCUCUCCCCGGACCCCUCUGAGACUUUACCCGCCGAGGCCGACGGACCGGCUGACAGCUUGACUCCCGCCUGA